UUGAACGCAUCUUAACAUUUGACGUUUUAAUUUUUAAGUUUGGCAACAUAAUUUCGCAAUUUCUAAAAGAAAGUUUAGAUCGAUGGUGUAGCGAGGGUUUUUGCGAUUUAACAUAAUUCGUGAUAAAAUCACAGUGUUCGACUGCACCGCAGUUAUUCUUCUUUGCUUACGAGUGAUUUACUAAAAACUCAAAAUGGGCAAUGAAAACUCAAUUCCCAUGGAGCUCUGUUCCAACUCGCGUGUUAACUGCAUUGAUUUUAAGGUGGAGAACUUCGACGCCGACGAGAUCCGGCGGCUGGGCAAGCGUUUCCGCAAGCUGGACUUGGACAAUUCGGGCGCCCUGUCCAUCGAUGAGUUCAUGUCGCUGCCGGAACUCCAGCAGAACCCGCUGGUGCAGCGCGUUAUCGACAUCUUCGACGCUGACGGCAAUGGAGAGGUGGACUUCAAGGAGUUUAUCCAGGGUGUGUCGCAGUUCAGCGUGAAGGGAGAUAAGCUGUCCAAACUGCGCUUCGCUUUCCGCAUCUAUGAUAUGGACAAUGACGGGUUCAUCUCCAACGGAGAGCUCUUCCAGGUCCUCAAGAUGAUGGUCGGCAACAACCUGAAAGACACGCAGCUGCAACAGAUCGUCGACAAGACGAUCCUAUUCGCGGACCGCGACGAGGACGGCAAGAUAUCGUUCGAGGAGUUCUGCUCCGUGGUUGGCAACACUGACAUUCACAAAAAGAUGGUCGUCGACGUGUAAACCGCUGCGGCCGGCUCCGUGUUGCUUCGCGUCUUCUUUGAGUUUGACACGGGGCCUCUUGGUCACUGGCCACACUGGGCUUUGGGAGUUUUAGUUUAGAUGGUACCUGAAUCUUUAAGAAAACAACGGGUUGCACUCCGGGAGUGCCGGCAGAAGUGAAAACUCAAUGACAUUGUAACAGUUUUUCGAUCAGGUCACGUGUCCGUCUUACGUCUUACGAAUCUUACGGUUACGUGACCUGUCGCGAGUUUAACAUUUUUUCCCCAUCACAAAAAGUGCACAGCGCCGCUAAAGAAGUUUUCACUUCAAAACUGUAUUCGAAUAGUAAAAUCUAAGAAUCUUAAGGUGCGUCCAUAUCUGGCGAACGCGCAGCGAUUUUGUGUCUGCGAAAGACUCGGUGAUGGCUCGCGUGCAUUACUUAGUACGAUGUAAUCGUCGAAUCAGUAAAUUGACUGUUUGUAAUCCUUAUUGCAACGAGAUAGGGGGCACCAAUGGUCAGUUAAUUGUAUUGCUUAUUACAGUGUGCGAAUGAUACGUAAAUAUCGUGCUCGCGGCGUAUUCGCCAGUUAUGACAGACCUUUAAAUAGCGUUUGGACCAAAAAACACAAAAAUAAAUUCAAAAUAUUACCUACCGUCACAUUUAAAUUUAUCUUUGUGUUUUAUACAAAAAAAAAGUAGUAGGUACUUACUCAAGUGAUGAAUGUGAUUUGGUACCUAUCUAUAUGAAAUAAAACUCAAAGUCCAGUGUGGCGGGUCGCAGCGUCCCGUAGUAGCUAGAACACUAUUCAAUUGCGUCGGUCCGGGCGAGGUCGAUCAAAUCUAUAUCGAGAUAUCCAAGUGCCGUAUUUGCGCAGUUCUCGGCUAUGCCUUUUUGAACAAAUUUAAAUAUGACUCUCAAAAACGCUACAGUUUAAUGUUGAUCUUGUGGGUUUUUCUUUGUACAUUUAGACGGUGAUAACGUUUUAUAGGUCAACAGAAACAUCUUUGCCGAUAUACGUAAAACUAAAACACACACAGUAAUCGUUUACUGUUCGAUAUGAAAGAUUUUAGAAGAAAUUAUAAACCCGGGUAACCUAAAGGUUAACCCGUGUACCCCGAUCCAGUUGCAAUGUGGAUUGUGUAGUGUACCACAAAUAAAUGUCGAGAACUGCGGUUAGCCCGCGACCGAAGCUCCUAUCAUUAAAUCAUUAUCGUAACUCUUCCUAGAUUAAGUAAAACAUACAUUUUAAUAGUUAUACGACGUCAUUAGAACUUUUAUCAUAGUCGAAACGUGAGUAGAUUUUUAUUUUAUAAUUUUGUUGCGGUAUAUUUUAGUCGGUAUUGUUAUUUAGUAUUUUAUUUCUGCAGUAGGUGUCGGUCGAGUCGCAAGGGCCGCCAGUAGGGCGGCUCGUUACAAACUAUAGUCAGGUGUUAGCGUAGCGAGCGGAGCGGCCGCGAUGAUAGCCCAUACAAUAUUAUGUGACGAUAUAUACGCUUAAUGUAAACAAUAUACGGGUAAUGUGUCGUUUUCAAGUAAAAAGUCCUAUAGUAUAAGAGUAACGUAAGGCUUGAUUUUUGACAGUUAUGAUUUGACCCUUAUGUAAAGGUAAAAGAAGCUAUGGCUAUCAGUUAAAUGGUAGGUGUUAGUUUCAUAACUGUCUAAAAAUAAUUCUUACGUAACUUCGACUAUAAAUUGUCGGUAUUCAAUAGUACUGCUUACAGGCAUAAAGAUUGCAUACUAAAAAUCCAUAUUUAUAACCGACAAUAUAGUAUAUUUUCCUUGAAAUAGUGACAAAUAAGCCCAAAUAAAAACCUUGUAUUUUCAGAGUUUCGGUGUUGUCUUGUAGCCUUUAUAUAAUCAUAUUAUAUUAACGCCUAGUAAUAUUGAAUGGGAAUAUAUCUGUGUACACGGGUAGACGGCAUUAAGACAGUUAGCUGCACGAUAACAGCAUAUAAUCUUUUCGACACGAUAUUUGUUAUAGAGUAGUAGGUGUACCCGUGUACCCGCCGGGUGGAAACCCGGGGUUUUUAAAAAAGGUGUACUAAUUACUUUUAUUUGAAUAACUAACAACUUUUGAAUAAUUUUGACUCAGGAUCACAAAGACUAGUGAUUUAUUUAAUUGAUUUUGAAAACAAGAAAAAAAGUGUUCCAAUUUUUUUAUACAAAAAUUUUGGUGUCCGUUUUGUGACGGUACAUUCAAAAUGUAUGUGAAAAUGUGUCAAAAAACGGUAAUUUUUUUCGGACACGUUUUUUCCUUUAUAAAUCGAUAGUCCUUGUGAUUCUGACUCAGUUUUUCGGACUAUCGACUCAGAAUUUCUGAGUAGAAAUAACUCAAAAGUUGAUAGUAUUCCACAAAAUAAAUGGUACACUUUUUUAUGAAAAUUCUCACCCGUAUCGCGGCCGUCCGCUCAGUAUUUACUUCUACUAUACUGAUCUUAUCGCCUUAUCCGAAUUUUAUACAAUUAACUGUAACUUUUUAAUGUUAGCUUGUUCUAGUGUCCUAUUUACUACUGUAAUAUAAGGAUGCGGUCGUUUGUAUGUUUGUGUGUACGCCUCUCACCCAUCCUUCCCUUCCCUUCCUUAACUACACUAAUAUUUAUUGAUAUGGUCCCUUUUUAACUUAGAAAGGAAGAAAUUAUUUACUGCCAGUAUUUCCAAAUUUUAUACGGUAUUUUACUACUUAAAUCGCCGAAAAUCUAAUUCAAUUCGCCCUUUACUCAGCUUCCUUCUUACAUACAAAGUCACCCGUCUGUUUUUCAAUAUUUUUUGGUAAAUAGGCCGAAUAAUUUACCGGAAAAGGAAACAAUAAUUUUCCCCUUAUUUUUUUAUAUUACACUUAUUUGCAUUGUACCCCCUCCUGUAAUAUCACAGUUUUAACUCUGCUAUAGUUGACUUGAAUUAUAUUUUCUUAAUAUCACUGGGUAUAUGGUGAUGGACAAAGUUUAUUUAUUGGUGGAUCGGCCGAGCCGGGUAGAACACAAAUAUUUAUUAAAAAAAAAACUUAUUUAUUUAAAAUAAAUGAUGGAUGAUAGCGAUUCGCCAUUGGCGUUAGUUAAUCCGGAAAAACAGUAGAAGAUCGGACUGACUGGUCAAGGAAAUUGUACAGGGUAAUUCGCCAGUAACUUCAAGGUUAAUAACUGGCCAGCUUUCAAUAACUGGCCACCUUAUAAUAAAAUGAAUUCUAUUUAUAGGUUAAUAGAACUCAUUUUGAUAUAUAAUAGUUUAGAGCGGCCAGUUACUGGCGAAUUAUCCUACUUAGUUACUUUUUUCGAAAUGUAAUGGACAGUCCGUCAAUGCGAUUGGACCAUAAACGGCGUCAUACGUUGGUGAUAAUAUUUCAGCAUUCAAAAUGCCUCAAUUAUUUCAUUAUUGAAAGACUAAAAAUCUUAGAAAUCGCAGUGAUGAGCAACUGAUUAUAUUUACGAUAUUUACGAGUUAAUGUAAAAAAAAACAUUCUGACAACAGUCCGAUUCUCUAUUAUUAACAUAUAAACUAUCUUAAUCCUCUCUCCCCUCCCCCGUCCGUCCUCACCCCCCUCCUUUUCCGCAGGUCCUGACCUCUCUGAGGCGCCCCGGCGUGUAAUGACGUCACACUCACUGUAUUUCGUCCAGUUAAGAUAUUUUUCGACCGUUUCCGACAACGUCGACGAGCUCCAUUUAUCGGUGAGGGUUUAUUGUAUUGGUUAUUCCUUGUUUUAUAUCCUAAAUACUAAAAUUUCAGGACGAUUGCCCCAAAGUCCAAGCGUCUUUUACUUACAGCUUUAUGAGGAUGAUUGGGUUUGUCAGAGCACGCUAAGUUUUCAUGCCAAGUGAUAUGUUAAAUAUGGCACUCCUAUGGUAUAUUUAUGUAAUUAUGUAUUUAUGUAAUCAUUGUCACUGGCAAGUCAGUGCAAACUUAGCGUGGUCGUAGUCUAGUAAAUUGGCCGAUUGAACUGUUAUUUCAGUACCUGAGAUAUAAAAACAGGGUUUAGGCUUUGGGUCUCCGGUUGAUGUGCAGAGCCACGUUGUAUGGCAACAUUCUAUAGCCUCCUAAACAUCAUACGAGAAAAAAUUACAUUCGAAUGUGAAAUCAAUAGAGAAGGAAAUAUGGUUGAAUUUCUUUUGUUUUGAUAUCGAAAGGUAAAAUAAAUUCAACUCUAUUCCAAUUGGAAAUAGUAUAAAUUACAAUUACAAUGAAGUAAUUAGUACAAUGGAUAGGGCCGUGGCCUUAGGAUGAUAAAAAGUAGCGUACCUACAUCAACCAUAGACUUGAGGCUUAGACGCGCGAGCGGCUCGAGUGAUUAUUACGAAGUGUACAAAUGAGUGCCAUUAAUAUGGCGCCACCAACGCGUUCCGCGUCCGCCGUGUGACAUGCCAAUCGUUCUACCGUUUACACUUUCGCAACCAGGCAAAAAACGGCGCACUACCCCAGAAACCGGUCGUCUAUAUCUGCGUACAAAACAACCCGCUGGGCGGGUUCUUUUAUCUGAGCAAACAUUACGAGUGCCUACCACGCGGGUUCUCGGUAGUCAAAGUGAUUUGCAAGAAGAAUAGACUAAGGGUUUAUUAUAGGUACGAGGGGCAAACUGAAAGUGUUUAGAAUAGAAAAAGCUGAAGUAAUUAGGACGUUACUCUUUAUUUUAAUGCGUGCUUUACCUCUUUCUGACCACGCGUACAAAUUUUCAUUAGGAUAGGAUUACCCUGAAGCGCACACAGCUCAUUCUUCCAAUGCCUUUUUUGUAUGGCGAUUUUAGGUCCUCGGAGGUUUUGUAUGAAAUUCAUGAGGUACCCAUCGGGAUUCAAGCUUUUUUGACACAAAAUAAUUUAAGCAAGAUUUUUUUAACAGUGUCAUAUGAAUACUGAGGGAUAUCAAAAACUACUGAUAAACAAUUUUUUGCCAGUAUUUUUUAUUAACCGCACAGCUGUGCGAUGUUAACUUUUGACGUCACUCUUGAAUGACAUGCUUCUCUAUGAUCAUCCGUUGAAUAACUACAAAAGCGAUUAAAUGUGUAAUUUAAAAAAUAAACAUACGUACAAGAACUAGGCUUCAUUAUAAAACUAUAACUGAAGCCUACUGUAACUCUGUUGUUGGCUGAGGCCUCAAUGAAAAUUGUUAUAAAUAGUAAUACGAAAAAAUUGUUACGUUGAAAUUGGAAUAACGCUCGACGUACAAUUUCCAAAUUGCCCUAAAUCCUGAAACACAGAUAACGACCAAAUUGCAUAUACCUCAAAAAAAGUAUAAGGAGUUAUAUUUUCAUAAAUAAUAUGCCUCUUUUUGUUAUAUGAUCUCUAAGUAGCCUUUUCUAAGAACUUUCAGAGUUGCCUACGUACCUACCAGAGAACGGAAUGGGUAACGAUAUGUGUGCGGAUCGAUAUCUGUUCUAACGAAACGAAUGUAACAAUUGGAUCCGUUUUGACAUACCGUUCUCGACGCGUUCGGUGCAAUAGUACGUAUAAUAAUCCCUUAUAAAUGUAGUUUAACGGGUAUUCAGAAUACCCAGUGUAUGCGCAGCAUGAAAAUAAGAAGCGAUGAACGAUCGUGGAGGGGCUCCUAAGGAAUCGCCAACACUGACCAAAUUUUUUGUCAAUUCCCGAAAUAUGCGUACUGUCUUAUACUAAAUUAAUUUUAGCUAGAUAAUUGUGAUACCACCAAGCCUCUAAAGUAUAAAGUAUCUACUCAGGUUGGGCUGUACCCGCAGGUCUCGCUGGCAAGUGGUGCGGCGAUGGACAACGUUUCUUUAUUGGUGGAGCAGCAGAGCUGGAGAGAUUUGAUUGAUUUGAUUUGUACUAACCCUGUUUUUCAUACGCAAUCUCAUUUCUAAAUAGCUUAAAGUAUGUUGGUGGUAACAGGGGAGGUCCUAACUGUUUACAAUGGUACCAUGGAAUCUUAAGUGUUAUGUUAUGUCAUACGGCGGGCACUCGGACGCACCGCGAAUCUUCAUCUCUAGUCACAGCUGUUGUGCAUAUAAUAUACUAAAUAUAUAAAAUCAUGUUAUCCAUCAUAAGUAGCGUCUUCGGCGCGUCAAUAGCAUUAAUCUAAAUAAAAUUCUUAUCUUAUAAGUAUCGUUCACAGUUUUAAACAAAUGGAAUGUAGCAAUAUACGAUUUUAAAGCCUUAUUAAAAUGGCGGCGACUUGUCAGAUGACUCGCGAAUGUCAGGCCAGCUAAUCGUGGUUGUAGAAAGUUGCUGAGGAUAUACCCAUGGAUAUAAUAGGUUAAGCUUAGCGCUGGUUCGCUAUAAUAACUAGGCUCCAAUGUGGACACAGUUAACCGAUUCGGGGCUGAUGACACGCCUGCCGUGUCAUCAAUGUUUUUACGUGUGGCGUAUGACACGGGAGGAGUGUCAUCAUAUUCUAUGGCGCAUGGCGUGGCUGCCGUGUCAUGAAAUGAUUGUUCCGCGCUACAACCAAAAGUUUUCGAAAAUGGAACACGCAACGAAUCGGUUAACUGACCAUAAGUAAACUUUAUUGCGACGAGAUAAGGGCUACCAAUUGUCAAUUAACCGUGUUGCUGUUAAAAGUAUGAGGCGGUGCCUCUGUCAAGAUACUUCCAUCGUUUUCUUUAUCAUAGCACCCUGAUUUAGAUGUCACCGACCCAUUCAUUCAAUUCUCUAAAAAGUUAAUAUGGCACAUAGUGCAAUGAAGGGUAUUGUCUUGGGUCGUCCCAUUCGUUUUUCGUCAAGUUCUUAAAUUAGUCCUAUUCUGCUUUCGUCACUCAUUCUACAUUGAAAGCCACCGACGAUUGUGACGAAUGUAGAAUGAGUGACGCAAGCAGAAUAGGACUAAUUUAAGAACUUGACGAAAAACAAAUGGGACGACCCAAGACAAUACCCAAUGAAGUGGUUUUGGGUGAUAUAAAGGUUUUGUAAAGAGGGUGUUACAUCUUCCUAGUUACAGCAUCCGAAAUGCUUUUGUUGCGUAAUUUGGGAAGCUAAGAUAAGCAGCUAAAUGUUUACACUACUAAAUCAGGAAAGACAGUAUACACAGUCUUCAAAGAGGGGUACCUAAUAUGUCAGCUUCUUUCUACCGCCACGGUUAACGUGGUGGAGUCAAGCGGGCGCCGCCGGGACGUGUUCUGUACUUACCGCGCCGUGUCGCCAGUCGGUAGCAUGUCGUGUCCUUACUCUACUUUCGAGUGGAACUGAAUUUAGUUUUUAUUAAAUUUUCAAAUUUC
Molecule: messenger RNA, 7872 nt
Organism: Cydia fagiglandana
Lineage: Eukaryota; Metazoa; Arthropoda; Insecta; Lepidoptera; Tortricidae
Gene: CanB
Product: calcineurin subunit B type 2
Exons: 6
Coding region: 194-742 (182 amino acids)
Biological process (GO): protein dephosphorylation; calcineurin-mediated signaling
Cellular component (GO): calcineurin complex
Molecular function (GO): calcium ion binding; phosphatase binding; calcium-dependent protein serine/threonine phosphatase regulator activity
Source: RefSeq, a predicted model, not a curated record